This is a messenger RNA of Truncatella angustata, 449 nucleotides long. RefSeq lists its product as uncharacterized. Bases 103 to 354 code for a protein of 83 amino acids. Lineage: Eukaryota; Fungi; Ascomycota; Sordariomycetes; Amphisphaeriales; Sporocadaceae. The transcript has a single exon. The record is from RefSeq and is a predicted model, not a curated record.
GAUCGCUCGGGGAACCGAGUUGUAAUUAUACUGUAAGCAAUGUAGCAUGACUCGAUUGAUUCCAUGAUUGUCAGCUUCGCAGCCCUGUUUGGAUAACAAAGUAUGACUCAAGUCCGUCAGAUUCUAAUUGUUACUGCCCUUGUCCAUGGAGUUUGUUCUGUAUAUUUCGCAUACCAUGUAACCAUCGACGGAUCGAUUGCAUUUAGUCAGCGAAGGUUACCAAUCGACAGCCGGAGGGUCGUGCCGCCAGUCCCAUUAUAUACUAGACUCGCCAAUUCGGACUUCGUGUUUGGGAUAUCUGCUUACUUCAAAGACCGGUGUGUAACACAAGACUAUCCACUGUUGGAAUCCUGAAUGCACGAUGGUAAUCUGAUCAUGAUACUUGUUAUGCACGAUUCCAAUUGAGUUUACUCUCAGCCAUGAUGGAGAUCGUUGCUAGAUCUAGUAGG